CAGUUCCACCCUCCGUCCAGCUGGCGGCGCUGUGUGAAGCUCAUUUCUCUCACCGAAUAAGAGGAAAAAGAAGCUAAUCUGUGUAGUUAGCUAGCGCUAGCAAGUCGGCAAUAAAUAAACAGAAAAACUAACACGGUGACUGACAUGUCAGCUGAUACCAAGAUUGCUGAGCUGCUCACAGAGCUCCAUCAGCUCAUCAAACAGACCCAGGAGGAGAGGUCACGCAGCGAACACAAUCUGCUCAACAUUCAGAAAACACAUGAGAGGAUGCAGACGGAAAACAAAACUUCUCCGUACUACCGGACCAAGUUGAGGGGACUGUACACCACAGCAAAAGCCGAUGCCGAGGCAGAGUGCAGCAUCCUGCGUCAUGCGCUGGAUAAAAUCGCAGAGAUCAAGUCUUUGUUGGAGGAGAGGAGAAUAGCUGCUAAGAUGGCGGGAGUUUACAGCGACAGCGACCCUCCCAGGAAGACGAUGAGGCGCGGCGUCUUGAUGACGCUCCUCCAGCAGUCGGCCAUGACGCUUCCUCUGUGGAUCGGCAAGCCGGGGGAGAGCCCGCCUCCUCUGUGCGGUGCGACCCCCGCCAGCAGCGACUACGUGGCCAAACAGGGCGACAAGGUGGCGGCGAGGGUGAAGGCAGUGGACGGAGACGAGCAGUGGAUCCUGGCGGAGGUGGUCAGCUACAACCACUCCACCAACAAGUAUGAAGUGGACGACAUUGAUGAAGAGGGCAAAGAGAGACACACUCUGAGCAGACGGCGGAUCAUCCCUCUGCCUCAGUGGAAGGCCAACCCAGAGACGGACCCAGAGGCCCUGUUCAGUAAGGACCAGCUGGUGCUGGCCCUCUACCCCCAGACCACCUGCUUCUACCGGGCGCUGAUUCACACUCCACCACACCGGGUCAGACCCUCAGCACUCUGCUCUAGUUUUAGCAAAAGCCUCAGGACGACUACUCGGUGCUCUUUGAGGACACAUCGUACGCCGACGGUUACUCCCCUCCGCUCAACGUGGCUCAGCGAUACGUGGUCGCCUGCAAAGAGAACAAGAAGAAGUGAGCGCCGACUGGACGUCAGGAUACCGGAGGACGAACAUGAAGCCUGUUUUGGGAGCGUUGUUAUAUUGCACUGAUUUCCAUUUUUGUUUGAAAAGAUUAGGCUCUCGUGUUUGUGUUUCAAAUCAUUGGUCUAUUGAACCUGAACAGACUUUUUUAUACGUAGCAUCUCUUCAAUGAGACUGUAUUUGUCAAAAUCACCACCAAGAAACUGCGAAGAAGUGAAAUUAACAGGAACAUCUGAAUGUCUCAUGGGGGAAUUUGUUUCGUGGCUGUGUCCCUAAUCUCUACUGCAAACUGAUUCUGAGUCAUAGUGUUGUUCAGAGGAAACGGGGCCAAAAUAAAACACUGAAAACAGCCAGUAUGGAAACUAAACCACAGAGAGUGCUGUUGAUGUGCAUUUGUGUCCCACAAUGCAUUGCACAAAGGAAAAUGUAGGCGCUACUCACAGCUAAAAAAAACUAAUUGUGGAUGGCGGUUAAAACAGCUCCAGAAACAAAUAUUUCUCUAUUUAGAAACUAAAAUUGGCAUUUUAAAGUCACAUUUUGUUUGCCUCAGCAUCAUUUUGCUGUUUCUGUAAGACAGCUUUUCAUGUUGAUAAUUUUGUGUAUUUACUGCAAAAACAGUGUUCUUUAAAAAUUAGUAUACAUUUUGAAUGCAGUAUUGGGACACAGGAUUUGAGCUUCUAACAGGAAAGUUGGACAUUUUCCCCAGUGAGGAGCAGCAUCUAGUGGCCAGUACUGGAACUUCAGCAUCUUGCUGCUGUCUGUGGUGGGAACUGUUUGGUUAUUCUGCCUUAACUAUAUAUUUUUUUUUCAUGUGAAGUGUUGAUAGUUGUGUGAAACUAAAUCUUAAAGAGCAGACUGACU
Sander lucioperca (pikeperch) is the source of this 1920-nucleotide messenger RNA. RefSeq names its product SAGA complex associated factor 29 (gene sgf29). The record is from RefSeq and is a predicted model, not a curated record. The transcript has 10 exons. NCBI's taxonomy places the organism in Eukaryota, Metazoa, Chordata, Actinopteri, Perciformes, Percidae. Bases 145 to 1128 code for a protein of 327 amino acids. Gene Ontology annotation, cellular component: SAGA complex.